This is a messenger RNA of Raphanus sativus (radish), 2277 nucleotides long. RefSeq lists its product as uncharacterized. The coding region runs from base 510 to 2159 and encodes 549 amino acids. The record is from RefSeq and is a predicted model, not a curated record. NCBI's taxonomy places the organism in Eukaryota, Viridiplantae, Streptophyta, Magnoliopsida, Brassicales, Brassicaceae. The transcript is spliced from 3 exons.
AUAUCUAGGGAAAAUUGGAAAUAUGGAACAAAAAAACUGAUACAUUGUCCCUAUGCCAUAAUCUGAAACAUAAAUUGUCCCCUUGGUAUAAUUUUUUAAGAAAACCCAAUUAUAUCCCUCAUCUCAAAUGAUUUAAAAUGAUUUCGAUUUUUUAAAUAUAAUUAAUUAAAAAAAUAAAACAAAAAGAGAAAAUAAAACAAAAGGGGGAAAUCGUGUUUUAACCCUAAUAUCGUUUCUCUCCUUUGGCGAUACAGAGCAAAAGAGGAUUCUCAGAUCCUCGAUUUCUCAGAGGUCUCCUUGCCGUCGCCGGUCUUUCUUCUGACCGCUAGCACUCCGCCGGUGGUCUUCUUCUUCUUAAUCGAACCUCCGGCUCACUUCGCGUCUCGUUGUCAAUUAAAUCGCCGAACACAGAAGCUCGUACCUCGCCGGGAACUGAAGUUGUUACCUCGCCGCUCUGCAAUUCACACACUCAGCUUUAGUUUCAAGCAAAACAAUCGAGACUUUCAGGUAUGACGGUGGAUCAGUUGCCUAAAUGCCUAUUCAAAGAGGGUACCGAAACACAAGUUGAGAAGGUGAACAACACUUGUAGAACUUCUAUACUUGAGGAGGUGGAGAAGUACGUUGAGGCAGAGUACAAAGAAGUGUUGGCUGAUCCGCUGUUUGCUCAGGUUAUGGCAAUUUAUGAGCAUAAGCUUCAGUAUUCGGGGAGACUGAUCCACACCUUUGCUUGUAAGCAGCUUCUUACCGCAAAACGUCAUGAGUUGUGGUUCCAUUAUGCUCGGAGGCCUCUCAGAUUUGCGAUGCAAGAAUUCCAUGCGGUUACUGGUCUGAAAUACAAAGACGACGAGCCUGACUUGGGUAUUGAUGAUUGGAGCUAUGAUAAAGGGUUUUGGGGUAGGUUGCUAAGGAGGAAAAAAAAGAUUAGCUUACAGGAAAUCAGGAAGGUGCAUCUGAAGGAUUGUAAUACCUGGUCUCAUCUCGACAGGCUUAGGAUGGUGUAUUUGUGUGUGAUCGUUGGUUUAGUUAUGGCGAAGGAUGAGAGGGUUUGCAUCCCACACAAGUACAUCAAGCUGGUUAUGGAUUUCGAGAAGAUGAGGAAAUAUCCAUGGGGUCGUGACUCCUUUGAUUUGCUGGUGAAAUCCAUGAUCGAAGCUAGGGGCAAAGUGAAGAAGCAGAACAGUUAUGUUGUAGAUGGAUUCUCAUAUGCACUACAGAUUUGGUUGAUGGAGGCUAUUCCAGACAUCGGGUCUCUUUUGGGUCAGAAGCUCAGAGAAGGCGUCACUAGCAUGCGAUGUAGGAACUGGAAAGGAUCUGCUAAGGUUUCUUAUGACGAUAUUAUUAGCAUGGAGUCUAAUUUUGCAUCCACUGGAAAUGUAUUUCCAUACAUCUCUUCUACUGGAAAUUGCAAGAUCAUUGUUGAUGCUGGAUUUGAACGGGACGAUGAGAUGAAAGAUGAAAGAGUCGAUCUCAUCAUUGACAUGUACGAACAGAAGUAUGACUGGAGUAAACAUGUUUGGCAGCAUCAGGAAACUGUCCAAGCAUUUGUGUACAGUUCUGAUGAAGAUGGUUCAGAGGAAGAAGUGGCUCGUGAGUCGCGUGACACUGGACGGGAAGAAGUUGAAACCGUCCGUGUGUCUCCUGCAAAGAAGCGAAAGAACAAGUAUCAGGACAUUGGAGCCGAGUCAAGGAAGAAGAGGUUACUUUCCCAAAGAUCAGCUGACAAAUAUAGAGAUGUUGAAGAGGAAAUGAAGUCUUAUAUCCAGGGUAUGUUUAAGUCUUCAUUUACUUCCUUGGCGCUUGAGGUACGUGACAUAAUUGAAGACCGCUUCACCAAAUUAGAGGAGAAGUUGCUUUCAUCUCAGAAAACUGGUCCUUCUCCUGCUCCUACUCCAUCUUACACUCCUGGUCCUGUUCUAGCUUCUACUGAUGCUCCUACUACUGUUGCGGCUUCUACCUUUGAUCUUACUUCGGCUUCUACUCGCACUGGUGCUCCUCAAAAGACUUCUCGUGCUCCUGCUUCUUCUCGCGGUCGAGGUUCUGCUUCUUCUCGGGGCCGAGGUUCUGCUUCUACUCGCAGUCAAGAGUCGGCUCCCUCUCACACUGGUGCUCCUGCAGAUGCUGCAAAGACAAGGUCACAGACAAAGGUAAACAAGAAGUAGAUCUCUUUUGAUGUCAUGUACUGUUCUGGCGGUUUGUAAUAUAUAUUUAAGGAUGAUGUGUUGUUUGAUGUUUGUAAUAUAUAUGUAUGGAUGGUUAUGUGUACUUGCGGUUUGUAAU